AUGGAUUUUUCAUCCAAAGAAAAUGAUGUAGAAGAGUUUUUACCACUUGGAGUGUUUGAGAUUCUGGGAGACAUGAUUGUUGUUAUUAAUGAGUUGCCUCCCAUUUCUUCAAAUAUCAACACCUUUUUACCAUGCCCAAUAGUUACUGAUGCAGCACAUAAGAAUGAUGGUUUUGGCCAAUUGUUUGAAGGAAGAGAAGUUCGCAAGUUAUUUGAAUACAAGUAUUACAAUGGAAAAGUUACUAAAUAUGACGAGAAAACUGGUUGGUUCAGGGUGAAGUACAAAGAUGUCGACAACGAAGAUCUUAAGUCGCAUGAGUUGAAAGAAGUUCUUCAGCCAUUGAACAUUAAUAUUCCAUUGAAAGAAGUAAACACAGAGAUCAUUUAUGUAGAACUCCAAGCAUGUCAAAAUGACAAAGCACAUUAUCCAGUGUCAUGUGCAAGCCAUGAGAAUUCUGAAACAUCUUGUGGUGAUGUGGUAUGGUUGAUGUGA
Molecule: messenger RNA, 492 nt
Organism: Solanum verrucosum
Lineage: Eukaryota; Viridiplantae; Streptophyta; Magnoliopsida; Solanales; Solanaceae
Product: dirigent protein 17-like
Exons: 2
Coding region: 1-492 (163 amino acids)
Source: RefSeq, a predicted model, not a curated record